This is a messenger RNA of Phascolarctos cinereus (koala), 828 nucleotides long. RefSeq names its product HESX homeobox 1 (gene HESX1). The record is from RefSeq and is a predicted model, not a curated record. NCBI's taxonomy places the organism in Eukaryota, Metazoa, Chordata, Mammalia, Diprotodontia, Phascolarctidae. Gene Ontology annotation, biological process: forebrain development; regulation of transcription by RNA polymerase II; pituitary gland development. Gene Ontology annotation, molecular function: RNA polymerase II cis-regulatory region sequence-specific DNA binding; DNA-binding transcription repressor activity, RNA polymerase II-specific. Gene Ontology annotation, cellular component: nucleus.
GCUACCAGGCGGGCGUGCAUGCGCCCUUCGGAGCGCACUCUGGACUCAACGGCGCGGAGGUGGGGUGGGGGGCCACCGCAGCCAUAGCCAUGGCUCUCUGCGCAACCGCCAGUUCCCGGACCCGGCCCAGCGUGGCCGAGAGCAAGGCCUCCCCUCGCUCCUUUUCCAUCGAGAGCAUUUUGGGACUAGAGCCGAAGAAGGAGAGCAACCCCCCUAUCCCUCCUGCCAAGCUCUGGACAGAUCCCUGCUGCCCCUUAGGAGAAGAUGGGAAUCCACGCCUAUCCAUCCCCAUCUUGCCCAGCAGCAGCCUGCUCCCUCACCCUGGGAAUUAUCCUAUAUCAGAAGAAAGGAUAUUGAAAUAUGAGAAAUAUGUAUCAGCCUCAGAAAGACUGUCUUUUAAAAGAGAGUUGAGUUGGUACCGAGGCAGGAGACCAAGAACUGCUUUUACCAGGAACCAGAUUGAAGUAUUGGAAAAUGUGUUUAGAGUAAACUCCUAUCCUGGUAUUGAUGUCAGAGAAGACUUGGCUCGGAAAUUGAAUUUGGAGGAAGAUAGAAUCCAGAUUUGGUUCCAAAAUCGCCGUGCAAAGCUGAAAAGAUCCCACAGAGAAUCCCAGUUUCUGAUGGUGAAAAGCAGUUUGAAUACAAAUCUCUCCAAAUAGGAAGGAGAUAGAGUCUUUGGGACUGUAUUUCAAUUACAGGCCUAGCAGAAGAGCCAGUGGAGUGCCCUAGCAUCAGAAAUUGAAUGUUUUUAUUUACCGCAUCUCAUUCUGAAUUACCUGUUAUUCUUUUUUCCUGAAAAGACAUUGUAAAUAACCAUUCCUGUAACAU